AUGCCCAUCAUCUCCCCGGACCCCUUGGGUUCCUCCUCCUCCUCCUCCUCCUCCUCUUCUUCUUCUUCUUCUCCUCCUCUACGGUUCUCGUUCCACUCCGCCGUUCUUGAGCCAUAUCUGCAACUUGGGACGGGAUCCCCGACGACGGGUGCGUGGGCGAUACAUCUACCAGUCCGUGUGCAAGUCCAACGGCGGCCGGCAGAGCCAACAGACAAGUCCAAGACCAAGAGACACAGACCCGACCAGACCAACCUUACCGGCGAUAACUGCCUACUAAUAAAAGCAAAACGGCUUAACGCAACGGGAGUCAUCGCACGAUUUUACCCUUGCGAAUUCCAGCCACCAACAAACCCUCAAAGACCAGCGUGGACCACGUCCCGCUACGUAUUCUUGGGGGUCUGUCUAGACGAGCUUCCUGGAGGUUAUAUAGACGAACCAUCGAUCCAUGUUCUGCCCCUCUUACGGCGACAGGGUCUCACUCUCUCACUCAUCAGUCUUCACACACGCACGCACACCUCACGAGACUAG
Molecule: messenger RNA, 528 nt
Organism: Colletotrichum higginsianum IMI 349063
Lineage: Eukaryota; Fungi; Ascomycota; Sordariomycetes; Glomerellales; Glomerellaceae
Exons: 2
Coding region: 1-528 (175 amino acids)
Source: RefSeq, a predicted model, not a curated record